Molecule: messenger RNA, 395 nt
Organism: Raphanus sativus (radish)
Lineage: Eukaryota; Viridiplantae; Streptophyta; Magnoliopsida; Brassicales; Brassicaceae
Product: protein PSY1
Exons: 2
Coding region: 174-395 (73 amino acids)
Source: RefSeq, a predicted model, not a curated record
AGAUUUGAGAGAAGUAAACAUCAGUUUGGAUAAACUCCACAAAAACACUCACUUGUCGUUUCUUUGUAUAUAUACAGGGACUGGACACGAGCCGAAUCUGGUAACACAAAGAUUUUAAAGAUUAUUUUACUUCCUAAAUAAAAUAAAAGAGAAAGGUUUGACAAAAGAGAGAGAUGAGUUGUGUACUUCGUCUUGUUGUGCUUCUCCUCUUGAUGCUUACAGUUACAUCUUCAGCUCGUAGUUCUGUCUCCGUUUCAGGUAUCGGGAAGAUUGGAAUUGAAAGGAGGUCGUUGAUGGUGAGCGUCGAGGAUUAUGGUGACCCGUCUGCAAAUCCUAAACACAAUCCUGGUGUUCCUCCGGCAAACACCGCCCAACGCAGCCCCGGCAGAGUCUGA